GAUUGGAGAAGAAUUAUACAGAGUGGCCUGUCCUUAAGACUCAGUCGCUCUUUCGUUCUCUCUGCAUUCGGUCCAAAUGUUUAGACGUCACCCACGCCUGUUUUAGGUACACUUAUUACAUACGCGUUGUUGAAAGUGCUGACGAAAAUAUAAUCCGUCACUAUUAAAGGUCGUAAAUUAGCAUUGAUGGGACCAAAGUAAAUAUCGUUAGUAGUCAAUGUAAAUUUUUGCAACACAAACAACAAAAUCAAUUGAACGACAGCAGAGUAUAUGGUUCCCAGAAUUCGAGGAAGAAGGAUCAAAUAUCUUUAACUCAGCUAAAAGGAGGAAAUGGAGAUGGAGAUAUAAAAACCCGCAAAACGAAAGUGUAAAGAUAUGCUAAUGUGGGCUGCAGACAGAUUUAUGCGUUAUAGGCGUUAAAGUUGAUCAAAAAAUAGGUCAAAUAUAAGUCGGAACCAGCCGGAUCGGUGAACUAUAUCUUAAAGGUCCCAUAGAAACUAUCGGGGAAAAAAUUUAAAAAAAUAUAUAUCUUUGGUGUUUUUUAACAUAUAACCUUCUAAGCUUGGAAAGGACAUUAUUUAAUUAGUUCUGAAUUUCGAAUUAAUUUUUUAUCAAAAUCGGAUGACUGUAUCAUAUAGCUGCCAUAGGAACGAUCGGAAAAUUAGUGAAAAAAAUACCUGGUUAAGGCUGAUAUUUUUUGAAAACAAUAAAUUUAGAUUUGACGUUAAAUAAGCUACAAAAGACCAGGUUACCACAAGCUGAUGCCAGUAUAACCACAUACACACACGAAAGCUAAGGAAAAUAAUAAUAAAUAAAGGCGCGCACACCGAGACCAAAUAUAAUGCCAAAAUAUCAGAAGCUUGACAGUCCCAUCCCGCCAACUGUCCACGAAGAUGACUGCGAGGGCGAUUUUCCUCUGUAUUCCAUUGGCAGUCAUCAGGUCGCUCGCCUGUCAAAGAGUCGAUACCAAUAUCACAAUCUCGUGAACAACGGCAUAGAAAGCGGAGUUGUGACAAUCGAGACGAAUACAGUACGGAUUCCAGAGGAGCAAACGUGGGAGGUGCCUCUGCUAGGCGAUAGCGAUGACAGGGCUAGUCAGCACGGACGAAUGGAAUUGAAUACGGAGCUUAAGUGCCACAGCCGUCAGCCAGGAUUCGGUUGUAACGUCAAUAUGAAAGCUGAGCAGCAGGCCAAAAAUAAAAUUCUGCUCGUAGCCUUCAUUUGUUUCAUAUUCAUGGUCAUUGAAUUUCUUGGCGGAUACGUGGCUGGUAGUCUCGCCAUCAUGACGGAUGCCGCUCAUUUAGCAUCUGAUUGCAUUAGUUUUGUCAUCGGUUUAGUUUCCAUUUGGGUGGGAGGGCGUCCACCAGACGAUUGCAUGUCUUUUGGUUACAAACGCUUCGAUUUUCAAAAUCUUAAAAGCUAUUUUCUUAAAUAUUUUUUUGUGCUUUUUGGCCUAUCAGAGGUCAUCGGCGCAUUGGCCUCUAUCUUGGGAAUCUGGUUCCUAACCACCUUGCUCGUGGUGCUAGCCGUUCAAAGAAUAUGCUCCCAGGACUUUGAACUUGACGUAAAUACGAUGAUGGUCAUUUCAGGCAUAGGCAUUGCUAUUAAUAUCGUAAUGAUGUUAAUUUUGCAUGGCUCCUGGUUCGUAAGCGGCAAUGGACACGGUCACAGUCACGGAAACGGACACUUUCAUAGUCACGGUAAAAGCUUUAUAAAGAAAGAGGAUUUAAAGGCAGCUGACACCGUUCCAAGCAAAGAAAAUAUUGGUGCUAUGGAUGCGACGAAUUUAUUGCACCGGCCUGGAUCAGCAAGGUCGCAACAGGCCCGCGAAGCGGAAAACGUAAACGUUCGAGCCGCCAUGAUACAUGUUGUUGGGGAUCUGGUGCAAAGCAUUGGUGUUUUUUUGGCUGCUGUCCUAAUCAAAUUUUACCCAAGUGUUAAGUACGCUGACCCCCUCUGCACUCUUCUCUUCUCUAUAAUCGUAAUACUGACGACAGUUCAGCUAUUUAAAGAGUCUGUGUGCAUCCUUGUAAAUGCAGUUCCACAAAAGCUUAGUUUGCGUACCCUAAAUUCCGAGCUGGCUAAUCUCGAGGGUGUCAGAUCUGUUCAUCACCUUAACGUUUGGCAGCAAACGACUCAUCUAACUGUAAUGAUGGUGCAUCUCGUCACAGAUUCUCGAACAGACGGAACUGCGGUGCUCCAGGCGGCAUCAAAGCUCGUAUCCAGCGCAAAAUACAACAUAAAUCAUGCAACUAUUCAAAUCGAACAUUUAACUGCAGAGCCGUAAUUUAUGAGCCGUAAAUUAUAUUUCACCGGGAUUAGCUAAUUGCACUACUUUUGAACUACCAAAAUAGUUAAAGUCAUCUUGUGUUUUAAGCCACUUUUGAAAGAUUAUAUUUGUUAUAUUUUCAUGAUGUUCUCUGAAUUAAAAAAAAAAAUUAUUAUUCUAAUAUUGGUAUAUGGAUGCGCCGAAUAAAAUAUUGAAAGAGACAUAUAAAUAGAA
Molecule: messenger RNA, 2503 nt
Organism: Drosophila biarmipes
Lineage: Eukaryota; Metazoa; Arthropoda; Insecta; Diptera; Drosophilidae
Gene: ZnT41F
Product: zinc transporter 2
Exons: 13
Coding region: 842-2287 (481 amino acids)
Biological process (GO): zinc ion transmembrane transport; response to zinc ion
Cellular component (GO): plasma membrane
Molecular function (GO): zinc ion transmembrane transporter activity
Source: RefSeq, a predicted model, not a curated record